Messenger RNA from Mycotypha africana, 420 nucleotides. RefSeq lists its product as uncharacterized. The transcript is spliced from 3 exons. The annotation marks the transcript as partial. Lineage: Eukaryota; Fungi; Mucoromycota; Mucoromycetes; Mucorales; Mycotyphaceae. The record is from RefSeq and is a predicted model, not a curated record.
UUGUCAAACUCGAAGCAUUUAGAUGUCUUUUCUUUAACUUUUCAUCAUCAUCUUCUUCUUCUAUACUUUCUUUCCUCAUCCUGCAAGCCAUUACUCACCAUGUACAAAGCCAAAAUCUUGCAAAAAAUCAAAUCGGUGGCAGAAGCCCAUAAGAAUAAAGUCAAAGAUGAGUCCUUCCUAAGCAUCGAGUGCAAGGAUUGCAAAACACGCGGACAUUUCAACAAGGCAUACCAUGAAUGCAAGUUUUGCAAAGCAGUUUCUGCGCGUGAUGUUGGAAGUAGCGGCAAGAAACGUAAGCAAUCAGCUAAAACCAAGGAAGGAAAGAAGCAAACAACUGGAGAUAUUAAGUGCAUCAGUUGUGACUUAAAGGGUCAUUCUACUUCUCGUUCCCUCGAAUGGAAAAGUUGCCAAGUGUUAUAC